GCCUUUGGGGAUAUUGCCAAAUCUCACUUUGGAAGGAACGCUCCAUGACCAACCUCUUCAGACACACUGCAGCUGCACUGUACACACAAAAAAGAACAAAUGGCGCAUCUCCGGCCAGCUUCUGAAGGUUUUGAAAAUUCGGACAGAGAUUAUGAGAAUGUGUUACCUCCACGUGUGCUGAGACUGCAGCAAUUAGGUACAAAGCCAGCACGGGAAGCAAAGCCAGAUGUUCCUUCAUCCAUCACAUUGACUGACAAUACAAGGGGCAGAUCUUGGAAAACACCCAUUGUCAUUCUUUACCUCUUGGUGUGUGUUUCCCUGUUAAUAGCCACAACAGCGUUUGUGCUGUCCUUUUUGAAAUUUUUUCCCCGCUGCCCAUACGGUUGGCAGACGUUCCAGGCCAAAUGCUACCACUUCUCUAUGAACAACGUUACAUGGAUGGAGGCAAAGUGGGCCUGCCAGAGCCUUGGUGCACACCUGGUGGUGAUUGGUGAUGAUGAGGAAGGUGCAGCUGAACAGAUGUUUCUGGACCAGAAAACAAAAUUUAGUUACUGGAUUGGCUUGAAGAAUUAUGAGAAUAGAGGAUUGGUGUGGGUGGAUGGCACACCCCAAUCUGACACUUCUCAGCUCAAAAUAAUGAAUAAGACAAGCUGUGUAUAUGUCUUACAAGAAGAUGGCACAAAUAAGAAAACACAGACUCCUUGCUCUAAAUCUCAUCGUUACAUUUGUGAAAAACAACCAACAUGAGAAAUAUGAAGGCUUUAUAUUAAUUUAUAAGUAUUACAUGCUCAUUUGCAGAAAAACUGUAUAGCCCAUGACUUGCAAUCUUCCCCCCUGACUUCUCUGGACAACAUAAUGUGAUAGAGAAUAAAUACUAUGCCAAUGAUGAAUCAUUCAUAUCCAA
Varanus komodoensis (Komodo dragon) is the source of this 904-nucleotide messenger RNA. Its product is annotated as C-type lectin domain family 2 member B-like. The record is from RefSeq and is a predicted model, not a curated record. Lineage: Eukaryota; Metazoa; Chordata; Lepidosauria; Squamata; Varanidae. The coding region runs from base 100 to 747 and encodes 215 amino acids. The transcript has 6 exons.